Penicillium pulvis is the source of this 501-nucleotide messenger RNA. RefSeq lists its product as uncharacterized. The transcript has a single exon. Lineage: Eukaryota; Fungi; Ascomycota; Eurotiomycetes; Eurotiales; Aspergillaceae. The record is from RefSeq and is a predicted model, not a curated record. The coding region runs from base 1 to 501 and encodes 166 amino acids.
AUGCAGUUCUUCUACCUCGUCACCCUCGGCCUCAUGAGCACCGCUUACGCCCUAAACCCCCAAGCCAACGCGGCCCGCGCCAUGCCAAUCGAGGAACUAGGCCCUAUCGAGAAACAUGAUUAUAUCAUGCCAAAGGUUGCCCCCGGCUCUGGAGCCUUCAAAUCUGCCCGGGCCUACGACCACGCAACUCCCUCUAUGACUCCCGUGGCAAGCCCUUCGUCCACCAUCCCUACCUCGACUCCCGUCGCAUCGGCCUUCCCCACUGAGAUCCGUGUCGCCAAGGAGCCCAUUCCUGUUCGCGCAGCUGUCAGACAGUACUACCAGGACUACCGCCAAUGGCAGGCUGCUACUGGCCAGGAAAAGACAAGGCUCCAGGCUAAGGUCCAGGAUGAUCUUCUGUCUAUUCGGAGCAUUAAGGCUGCUGUUGAGCGUAAGAAGGCUAGUGCCAGUGCCAGUGCUAGCGCUUCUGCUAGUGCCACCCCGACUCCCAAGCGCCGUUAA